AUGGAAACAUAUGACAGGGAAGCGGACUCAAUUACAGAGGGCGACCAGCGGCCGUCCAAGAGGAGGAGGAGCACUGCGACAACUUUGCAUCCACCUCGUGAAGUUGGACUGAUGCGCAGUAUCCCCGGUGACAAGAUCUCGAGCUUUGUUGGCAGUUCUAGUGGCGUCUACUUCAUUCGUUCCGUUUACAGUGCUUUUCGUUCGCACCUCAAUGCGACAGCUCCUAUUCCAUCUCCAGAGGUUCCCGGAGAAGAUGACAACCUGCCUUCCGCAUCUCCAAAUGGGUCCAAACGGAUAUGGCGUGGCAAUGAAGUGGCUCCGCAUGGAUCGUCAACCAUCACUUUCCAGAAGCUAGUUGAUUGGAGUCAGAGCUACUUCGCAAACUGGCAUCCAGCUUAUCCGUUCCUCCAUGCCCCGGCUGUCCUUAGUUUCUUUGAGAGCCUAUCGCAGGGACGCGAUGCAAGAGAAUCCCCAACUUCAGAUUCCGAAUUCAUCAUACUGAGGGCCAUAAUGUCUAUAUCGCUUGCGGAUCGACGCCAAAGCUCGUCCGACAAUGAGGAACCAUAUCCAGCGGAGCUUGUUUUCCAGUCUUACGACGAGGCAAGCAACAGUGUCCAGCACGCGUUUUCGCAGCCAGUCUCCAUGCAAUCCCUCCAAGCUGCUCUAAGUGUGCAGUUGUUCCUUGUUUCAAUGCUUCGAUUCAACGCCGCUUCUCGGCUUGGAGGGCUCAUCAUCCGCAUGGCCCUUCAGAUGGGUCUUCAUCGUUGCCCACAACGGUAUCCAUCUUUCUCUCCUAUUCAAAGAGAGCUUCGACAUCGUGUAUUUUUCUCACUGUAUUGUAUCGAUCGGUUUAUUUGUCAGUCGACUGGUCUUCCACUCAGCCUGCGUGAUGACGACAUUGAUGUCUGCUAUCCAAGUCUCGAGCGCCAUGCCGAUGGCCAAGCUUCUUCAGUAGAUGGCCGGUUGCGACUAUUGGAGUUCCUGUCACGACAUUGCCAUAUUCGAGGAGAUAUCAUGGAGUUCAAGCACAAGAGCAUCCAGCAUGCACAAAGGGAGACAGACCAAGCCAUGGUCAUCACCUCAAAGCUCGUAAAGCUCGCAAACGACGUUGAUGAGUUUAUCGACUUCGAUGAGAAUCAUCCCCCGACAUUGUCACCGUUUCACAGCACACUCUUGAAAAUACUGCACCACGAGUCAGUGGUAUCCUUGAAUCGCCCUAUCAUCGCUUCCAACAGUAGCGGCUCGACAUAUGAGGCAGCUUUGCAACAGUGCAUUGGAUCGGCGCGAGCGAUCAUUACAUCGUUGCACGACGCUAUCGCGACUACUCCUCUUAGGGAGCAGGCUUCAUUUACCUUAUUUUGGCCUUCAUUUACCUGGGCAGUAUGGAUGAGCACCUUCAUCUUGUUUCACGCUGCCUAUACUAAGCACGUCUCCACAGCCAUGGUUUCAAGAUUGGCAGAUAAAAGCCUCAGGGUACUGGAACACCUGGCGCGCAGAGGAAGUGUUUGGCCCGAGGCCUGCGGCGCAGCCAUCAAAGACCUACAGACUCGGUUGACGCGCAACACAAGCAAGAGAAUAUGGGAAAGCGGGGUAAUCAGGCCCGAGAGUUCAACGCCGUCUCCAUAUGACAACGCUACUUCGGUCGCGUCGCCCCAUGUGAUUACGUCGCAUACCCCGACCCAGACCACGAUACCUACCUUGUCAGAGCCUGCCCAGGAACAUAUCGUUGCAGAUGCCACGCCCACUCAUCGCCCGGGCGCUCGAGUCACCGCCACUGGGCGUAUUUCGCGGGGGUCGUACGAUCUCGACAAUAUAUCGGUGCCAGCGGACACCGGUUCGUACGUGCAGACGAGUGACAACAAUCCUAACAUUGUACCUUUAGGUGACUUUUCUCAAAACGGUCUAACACUGGAUCAAUCUUUUCCAUUUUCAAGCAACGAUGACCACGAUCCAUUUGCCGGCUUCGACAUUCCUUUUUGGCUAGGUCAGGAUCAGUACGCUGGGAUGAUCAAUGAAUGGUCCUGA
Messenger RNA from Paraphaeosphaeria sporulosa, 2025 nucleotides. RefSeq lists its product as uncharacterized. NCBI's taxonomy places the organism in Eukaryota, Fungi, Ascomycota, Dothideomycetes, Pleosporales, Didymosphaeriaceae. The transcript has 5 exons. Gene Ontology annotation, biological process: DNA-templated transcription. Gene Ontology annotation, molecular function: zinc ion binding; DNA binding. Bases 1 to 2025 code for a protein of 674 amino acids. The record is from RefSeq and is a predicted model, not a curated record.